CAAUCUUCCUCCUAUUUCAUGCCCUUCCCCAGUAUUCCCUCUCCUCCCUGAUGUCGUCUCAGCCUCCUCCCGCGUCAACUGCUUAUCCUCAGUUGCCUCGCGGUGCGGCUCAAAUCCCUCCCUUCCCUCAGCUGCUCCACAUCAAGAACGAGCCAUUGGCAACUCCUUCUGCAUCUACGCCUAGCUCCCACCCCACGGACAGCCACGAGAUUGUCGCCAUGUCACCUGAAGAAGACGACGAAGGGCAUGACUCGGCUCGAGGAACGAGCCCUCCGCCUGGAGUAAAGGAGAAGAAAAAGACGCAGGGUACGAGGCGGAGGGUCGUGCAGAGCUGUUCAGAGUGUCGAAGGAGGAAAAUUCGAUGUGAUAAAAAAUUUCCAUGUGGCCCAUGUAUCCUCCGGAAUGAUCAGGCAAGGUGUCAUGAAGUUGGAUUGAAUGAGAAACAAUCCACCAAUGUCCCAGCCAACUCCAAUUACGCCUCCACUGCCGAUUUAGCCACCAUCCAACACCGUCUCGAUGCUCUCGAAGCAAGUUUGUUGAAAAACGGCGCACUUCGCAAGGCCGAUCUCGACCACUUCCUCAAAACUAUCCAAGAAGCCGAGCCAAAGAAGAAGGCUAAGAGUCGAGAUGGCGAAGACAUUGCGGUGGACGAUACGGAGGGAGCGGCAUUGACUCUUGAACAUUUGGCGUUUGGCCGCUCUCGUGCAGAUGGAAGUCACGCUAUUCCUCAUUUCGCUACCCGCCUCUCUUCCGUAAGCAGACCCGCCCCUAAUAACGAUUAUCAUCUUGCAAGAUCCAAUGUACCCUUCUACAAUUCGCCUCCUGGUUACGAUCCCAGUUCGGCGUCAUCUUCUGGCCGAAAGACUAGUUUGAAUAUCUCCAGCACGCCUGACCAGGCCAAGAGAAUUGAAUUGUCAUGGGAAGAAAGGCAGCAGAAGAUUGAGCAGUUGAUGGAGGUGAUGGGACCCAUGGAUGUGUUUGAUUUGUUCUUCAGGAAAACAGAUUUGGCAAUCAUUGCUUUGACAAAGCUGCUACCGUCAAGGCAUAGGGGAGAACUGUUGGUCAAGGCGUAUCUCGAAAAGGUCGAUUGGUUACAUCGAUGCAUUCAUGUGCCGACAUUCCUUCGACAAUGUAAUGAUUUGCAUUCCCUACCCCCUGAACGCGUUACUCAAGAGAUUGCUUUACCCUUCCUCGCCCUGUACUUUACAGUCUGCACUCUAGGAUUACAAUUCAUGGAUGCCUCAGAGAUCAGCAAACACUUCACACUCGAGGAAGCUCAUACGUUGCCUGACACCUGGUACCACGCUUCUCGAAGUGCUCUUUGGGCUGCAGACUUUUUAGAUAACCACACGAUGGAAUCACUGCAGUGUAUCUUGCUUUUAGGUGUUUUCCUGAACAACCGAGAUCGUGCCGACGCGGCUUGGGCAUUACUCGGUGCUGCUAUCAAAAUGGCUCAAGGCCUCGGUCUCUCUCGACUCGGCGCAGAGCAACAAUCGGUUGACGGCAAACCGUUACCGAUGUGGACAGGCCGAUGGGAAAGUCUUAUUCAGCGAGAAGUCGGCAGGCGUAUAUGGUGGAACUUGGUUUUCCUCGAUUGGUCCCUUGCGCCUAGCUACAACUUUUCGUGUAGUAUCCAGCCAGAUCAGAUCAAGACCGCUUUACCGGCGAACAUUGAAGAUGAGGAUAUCAUUGACGGUCAACCGCUGAAACCCCAACCGUUGAGUGUUAGGACAGGGAUGUCGUUCCAGCUAGCUAGGCUCAGGUUCGCCGAGAUUUCUCAAAGACAGAUUUGGCAGGCGAACAACAACAAUCAUCCUCCUUACUCUUUCGUGCUGAGCGUCGAUGGCGAACUUCGAAAAGCAAUGAUGGAACUCCCUUCCUUCUUCCAGCCUGACCAAAACACCAAAGGUCCCCCUUCCAACGAACCCAAGAUUUUGGUGCGGUACUACGAGAAGACUAUCCUCAACCUUGCUAUCCACUCGCGAAUGCUUAGGCUGCAUAGGCCGUGGUUGUCGAGAGGUUAUGAAGAUGAGAGGUUUGCGUAUUCAAAGGAGCAGUGUAUCAGGGCAGCGAGGGCGAGUUUGAGGAUGAUGUCCGAUGGGACUGCAUCGUAUUUGGAGAAGUGGUGGCUGCCGUUAUUCUACGUAUCUGUUUCGGGUCUUGUGGUGAUAAUCGAUCUUUUGAGGACAAGUCGAAAGGAUAUGUUCUCGUCUGAGACUCAGGAGAAGAUCGAUGAGGUCAAGAACGCUUUGAAUCAGAUGAGGAGGAUUGCGGAUGUAUCUCACCCUUCGAGGGCGGCAGUCAGGGUAAUGGAGCUGUUGUUAGCUGAGGUUGAGGACCGUCGACGACCUCCUGGAUCAACCUUGGGCAAACGCAAGAGCUCGCCUGAUGGUGAUGACGAGGAGUCUGGUCUUCAGCGUGCCGUGAAAAAGCUCAUCCAUCAAGCACAGCUCGAGGCUGAGUCUCCCAGUGCUUCAUUCGGUUCGGGUGCCACUCCACAAGACUUUCCGGUAACUGUUUCGCCAGCUAGAGACUUCAAUGACAGGGAUCGGGACCGCGAAAGGCCCGUCUUUGAUGCUUACCCCAUGCCUUUCAUUCCCGUGCCUCCGACAAUCAACAACGCUACCACCCCUACAGCUGUGCAGCAGCAACCCCAUGCUCAUCAGAUCAUUGGUGUUGGUAACAACAGUCCUUUCACAUUCCCUGUUGACACGACGAACGCCACAGCGUUCCCUGCGUUCGAUACUACCACCACGCGCGGCUCGUUUGCUCAAAAUCAGCUUGACCCUACCGUCCGGUCCAUGCUCUCUAGCUACUUCCCUCCGAACAACAACAGCAAUGGGAAUGGAAACGGCAUCGUCGGUUCUGCCACCGCUCCUCAAGCUCCGGAUGACUUCCUGAGCAGGGUGUUUGGAUUUGGUUGGGAUGGGGUGGGCACGACGGGUCCGCCUGCGCAUCCCGAUGAAGCCGGGAUGGAUAUCCUUGGAAACCAGGGACAGUCUCAAACCCAGCCGUCUGGCGGCGACGGUCAGCAAAACCAAGCUCAAAACCAGCAGGACCAGCAUCAGCAACCCGGACAACUCCAUCCUCCUCGUCAGCAACCCGCCGCCGCACAACAGCAGGCGCAACAACAGCAGCAGUUAACGCCAGAGCAGCAGCAGGCGAUGAACUUUGCUAUGGCGCCCAACCCUUAUGCCUACGGCAAUUGGACCAACAGCGGUUGGAUGGCGUAAAUUUGAAAGACACUUCGAAAUGGAGGUAAUUUGGGAUCCGUUGGGAUUCCAUAUUUUAUAAUUUCUUGUCCUUUUUUUGUAGUCUUUUUUGUACAUGGUGUUCCUUUUCUUGACUUCGGGUUCAAUAACUUCCUUAUAACUGGAUUCACAAUGAGCAGGGCAUGCAUUGAUUGC
Messenger RNA from Cryptococcus deneoformans JEC21, 3407 nucleotides. Its product is annotated as nucleus protein, putative. The transcript is spliced from 11 exons. Bases 51 to 3233 code for a protein of 1060 amino acids. Gene Ontology annotation, biological process: regulation of DNA-templated transcription; DNA-templated transcription. Lineage: Eukaryota; Fungi; Basidiomycota; Tremellomycetes; Tremellales; Cryptococcaceae. Gene Ontology annotation, molecular function: DNA-binding transcription factor activity, RNA polymerase II-specific; DNA binding; zinc ion binding. The record is from RefSeq and is a predicted model, not a curated record.